AUGUCUUGUGGUGUGACUCAAAAUCAGAUGAAAUGAUCUAAAUCGUGAAUCCACGACUAAUCGGUGUCUUUGCUCACAAUCGGUGGUGACAGCAAUCGGGUGUGAUGUCUGUGGAGAUCCCACGAAGUCUCAAGCAUUUGGUGCAGAAAGUGAUGCGGGGUUUCUAUCCGAUAGAGCACGUGAUUGUGGUGGAUCUGCUGCUGCGGAAGCGUUUGGUGAAGGAGGACGACAUGAUAGAGCUGCUGAAGUUUGAGAGGAAGCACUUGAGGGCAGUGUUGGCCACUCUAGAGAAGGACAAACUGACCAAAAAGAAGCUGAAGAUCGAGACGGGAGCGGACGGAAAGGCCAAUCGCCACAACUAUUACUACAUUAACUACAAAGCCUUCGUGAAUGUCGUGAAGUAUAAGUUGGAUCACAUGAGGAAGAAGUUGGAGUUGGAGGAGAGGGACCUCACCUCCAGAGCCUCGUUCGUCUGCGACGACUGCCACAAGACCUUCACUGACCUCGAAGUGGACCAACUCUUGGAUGUGAUGACCGGCGAAAUGAGGUGUUCCUUCUGCGGAGGGGAUGUCAAGGAAGACCCGAAUCAUAUGCCUAAAGCAGACUCGAGACUACUUGUGGCCAAAUUCAACCAAAUAAUGGAACCGCUUUGGCUUCUACUCAAAGAUGUCGAGGAUAUUCGUCUGUCGUCUGAUUUACUCGAACCGGAGAUUCAGGUGACGGCAGACUCGGGGCCACAAUCUCAGGCCAACGCCGGCAACCAUUCGUCCGGAAGGCAGUGGACGGACAAGAAUAGAGCCAUUAAUAGUGAAUACGAGAACUCGGUUCUCAACGACCAGAAGAACUAUACGAUAAAAAUCGAGGACUCGAGCGGUGAUGGUGUGGACGGCGGGGCCGGCGAUCGGGAGAUGAUUGUCGUGAAGAAAGAGCAGCCGUCGUGGAUGUUGGAGAGCACUGUCUCUAACAUCAAUCACACCAUUAAUAGCAAUCAUAUGAACGAUGGCUCCACUCCACAGAACUCGUCCUCCAAACCCAACAAUAAAUAUAUGACUAAAACUAAUUCGCUUUUCAACUCCAGUUUCGAUAACAACGAGCCGUCGAAAGAGAUUUUGGAGACACUUCUGAUUCAUGAGAAACAGUUGGAGAACUCGUCUAAUGCUGUGUCUCUUCUGUUGAGCGAAACGACUAAUCAUUUGUCGAAUAACUAUAACAAUGAUAACAACGAUGACGUGAUUAUGAGUGAUGAAGAGGAGGAUGAGGUGGACGGACAGCAACCGAUGGUUAUUGUCGGUCAUCAGUCCAUACCAUUGAGUGAAGUGAACGAUGAGAUCAUAGCGCAGAUGAGCGAAGAAGAGAAGGAAGAAUACAUACGACUCUCGCAACAAGUUUACGCCCAUAUGUACGACAUUUAGACACAAUUUAUAUAUAAUUUAUUGUAAAUCAGUUAACAUUUUUUCAUUCAAAUUUCAUAAUCAAUUGUUUGCCUUCAAAGUGAACGUAUCUCUUGUUAAUAAUUGCAAUUAAAGAUUAUUAUUAUAUA
Molecule: messenger RNA, 1540 nt
Organism: Oppiella nova
Lineage: Eukaryota; Metazoa; Arthropoda; Arachnida; Sarcoptiformes; Oppiidae
Source: the annotation of a GenBank genome assembly